Messenger RNA from Lindgomyces ingoldianus, 1143 nucleotides. RefSeq names its product low-affinity zinc ion transporter-like protein. NCBI's taxonomy places the organism in Eukaryota, Fungi, Ascomycota, Dothideomycetes, Pleosporales, Lindgomycetaceae. Gene Ontology annotation, cellular component: plasma membrane. Bases 1 to 1143 code for a protein of 380 amino acids. The transcript is spliced from 3 exons. The record is from RefSeq and is a predicted model, not a curated record. Gene Ontology annotation, biological process: zinc ion import across plasma membrane. Gene Ontology annotation, molecular function: low-affinity zinc ion transmembrane transporter activity.
AUGGUCCUGCCCUUGGACUUGGCACAUCUCCUUGUGCGGCAACAUGACGGAACUGAAGAACCGUCCCCAGUGAACUGUGAAACUGGCAACGGCUACGAUGGGCGGAUGGGAGUACGUAUCUCCGCAGUGUUUGUCAUUUUGGUCGGCUCUAUGCUCGGCGCCAUGUUUCCAGUCUACGCGAGAAGACACAGUGGACUGGGAGUUCCCGACUGGGCGUUCUUCGUCGCUAAGUAUUUUGGUUCCGGUGUUAUUAUCGCCACGGCUUUCAUACAUUUGCUCGCGCCCGCUAAUGAGGCCCUCGGUAAUGGGUGUCUCACAGGUGCCAUUACAGAGUACCCCUGGGUGGAGGGCAUUGCUUUGAUGACGAUCAUGCUCAUGUUCUUCCUUGAACUCAUGACAAUGCGCUACGGGAACUUUGGCGGCGAACACUCACACUCACACGGCCACUCCCAUCCCUCAGCUUUACCCCAGGGCAGUAACAGCGAUGACAUCAGUCUCAAUUCGCCCAAAAAGUAUGAGACCCGUGGAGAGAGUCCUGGUCACGGCCACCAUCAUACUCCUGGCGAAGAUCACCUAGGCCACGCCAGAGAGCACACUGACAAUGCCAUUGUCAACCCUGACUGGCUGGAACAUGGCAUUGUUCCAGAGACAUACGCUGCUCAAAUCACAGCCAUCUUCAUCCUCGAAUUUGGCGUCAUUUUUCACUCCAUCUUCGUCGGCCUCACACUUGCCGUCGCUGGCUCUGAGUUCGUAACCCUCUACAUUGUCCUCGUCUUUCACCAGACCUUUGAAGGCCUCGGUCUCGGAUCAAGACUUGCCACUGUCCCGUGGCCCAAGUCUAAGAGAUGGACACCUUAUAUCCUCGGCUUCGCAUACGGUAUCUCGACUCCCAUCGCCAUCGCAAUAGGCCUCGGCGUCCGCAACACCUAUCCUCCAGAAUCAGCAACAACGCUUAUCGUAAAUGGAGUCUUCGACUCCAUCAGCGCGGGUAUUCUAAUCUAUACUGGACUCGUGGAGCUUAUGGCCCAUGAGUUCAUGUUCAGCCCCUAUAUGCAAAAGGGUCCAAUAGGCAGGUUACUCAGCGCUUUUGUGCUUAUGUGUCUUGGUGCCGGGCUCAUGGCUCUUCUUGGUAAAUGGGCAUGA